CACUCUAUCAAUGUGUAAACGUAGUAUCUGUUUAAUCGCGGCCACCAACCGUCUUCACUCUGAAGCAACUUGAGUUUAGUCGGCGAAUGAUGAUCAAAUCAGCGCCGUUGUUACUUUAGUUUACAAUUAUUUGGCCCGCUAACUGGCCAUGCGGUUUGAAUUCGUAGAUUUAUCUUAACGUAAUUUCUUUUUCAAUUUUUAAAUUUUUUUAACGGUUUACUUAGUAUCAGUGCAUGGAGGAAUAACAGACUAGAGCAUCGGAUGCGCAGAGAGUUGAGUGUUUCUUGCCGAAAUAUUUAAUCAUUUCGUUUUGUAUUUCUGUGUUUACAGUGGUAGCUGCAUAAUACCUGACGAACUCAACCGUUACAAUGAUCCCCAAAAAAGCUCCAACUGUAGGAGUGCUUUUGAUCUGCCUGUUGAUUCUCUGUGAUAAAUCCAUUGCCAAAGAUGCCAGUAUUGAAGAGGAGGAAUACGAAGCGAGGAACUUCCUUAUUCUAUUAAAUAGACAAAGCGACAGGGAUGCGAAUAGACUGGCCCUAGCCAACUGGGCCUACGCCUCUAAUCUCACUGAGGAAAAUUUAAAAAUUCAAUUAGCAGUGGGGGCAGAAGUAGCCAAAAACGAAAAGGAAGCAUGGCAGAGGGUGACCCAAUUCAACUGGCAACGUUUCUCGAAUUACGGCUUAAAAAGACAGUUUAAAAAGUAUUCCGUAUUGGGAACUGCUGCACUGCCCGAAGAAAAGUUUACUAGACUUCACAAAAUUAUCAGUGAUAUGGAAGCCAUUUAUUCUAAAACUAAAAUAUGCCCGAAAAAUAAGAAGGAGGGGGAGGAGUGCAAGUUAAGCCUGGAACCUGAUUUAGUGAACAUAUUGGCAACUUCCAGAGACCCUGAGGAGCUCAAACACGUUUGGGUCGAAUGGAGAAACUCCAUUGGUCCGAAAUGUCGAGAGUUAUAUAAUCAAUACGUUAAUCUUUCCAACGAAGCUGCCCGAUUAAACAACUUCACGGAUAAUUCUCAAUAUUGGCUGCACGGUUAUGAAGACCCAAAUUUCCGCAAUGUGAUGCAAAGUGCGUGGGAACAACUUAGACCUCUGUACCUUCAAAUUCACGCAUACGUUCGAACAAAAUUAAGGCAAAAAUAUGGGGAUAUUGUUAGUGAAAAAGGACCUAUACCAGCACACUUAUUAGGAAAUAUGUGGAGCCAGGCGUGGAACAACAUUGCAGAUUUCAUGCUUCCUUACCCAGAAGUUCAAGAGCCAGACCUUACAGCUGAAUUGAAAAAACAGAAUUACACCGUAACGAAGAUCUUUAAAACAGCAGAGGCAUUUUUCAAAUCCAUUAACUUAACGGAGAUGCCAGAGACUUUCUGGAAAAACUCAAUUUUAGAAAAACCAUCUGACAGAGAACUCGUUUGCCAUGCAUCUGCUUGGGACUUUUAUGAUUCAAAAGACUUUAGAAUAAAACAAUGUACAGAAGUUACCCAGGAACAUUUCAUUGUCGCUCACCAUGAAAUGGGCCACAUCGAAUAUUUUCUACAAUACAAAGAUCUGCCGAUCAAGUUCAAAGAAGGGGCGAAUGAUGGUUUUCAUGAAGCCAUUGGAGAUUUGAUAGCUUUAUCAGUGGAAAGUACAAAACAUUUAAAGAAAAUAGGAUUACUACCCAACGAAGAUGAUAAUGGAAACAUGAAGCAUGUACUAAACAGAUUGUUUAAACUUGGUCUCCAGAAAAUUACAUUCCUUCCUUUCGGUUACCUGAUGGAUUUGUGGAGAUGGGACGUGUUCUCUGAAAAAACCAAACCAGACGAUUACAAUUGCAAAUGGUGGGAACUGAGAGAAAAGUAUCAAGGAAUUGAACCACCAAUUGACAGAAGUGAAGAGGACUUUGACCCAGCCGCUAAAUAUCACAUUAUUGCAGAUGUUCCAUAUUUAAGAUACUUCAUUGCCUUUGUACUGCAAUAUCAGUUUCACCGCUCGCUUUGUGAAAAAGCUGGCCAAUACGAACCGAACAACUUAGAAAAACAAUUACACGACUGUGAUAUAUAUGAAAACACUGCCGCUGGGAACGUUUUAAAGGAAAUGCUGACAAUGGGCUCAUCUCGUCCCUGGCCUGAUGCCCUUGAAGUGAUAACCGGUCAACGAACUAUGGACGCUUCUGGAAUCUUAGAUUUUUUCAAACCCUUGCAAAAAUGGCUUGAAAACGAGAACAAGAAGAACAACGCCUUCAUUGGAUGGGAGCCCUCUAAGAAAGUUUGCACAAGAACCCGACAAGAGCUGUUGGAUAGCUCGUUGAGCACAACAUCAGAGGGAUUACCAUCGACUUCUUGAGCAGCGUCUGUUAUGUGAUUUUUGUUCUCCACUAUUUUAUUUACUUUAUUUUUAUUAUCCAAUGUACUUAUUUUUAUUUUGUAACGUUAAUUUAGAAAUUUCAACUAAUAAAUAAUUUGAUACAGA
Molecule: messenger RNA, 2447 nt
Organism: Anthonomus grandis grandis
Lineage: Eukaryota; Metazoa; Arthropoda; Insecta; Coleoptera; Curculionidae
Product: angiotensin-converting enzyme-like
Exons: 12
Coding region: 369-2321 (650 amino acids)
Biological process (GO): proteolysis
Cellular component (GO): plasma membrane
Molecular function (GO): peptidyl-dipeptidase activity; metallopeptidase activity
Source: RefSeq, a predicted model, not a curated record